AUGGACCCCGAGCGCCGCAGAGUCGUCGAGAAGUCGCUCAAGCGCAAGCUCGACACGCGCUGCAGCCUGUUCGUGCUCAUCUACAUCAUGAACUACCUAGACCGCAACAACAUGGCCGCCGCCCGGCUGAAGGGUCUGCAGGCCGACCUGCAGCUAGACAACACGCAGUAUGCCACGUGUCUCAGCAUUCUCUACGUCGGCUACAUCCUGAUGCAGGUGCCGUCCAACAUCUUCAUCAACCGCAUCGCCCGGCCGUCGCUGUACAUCUCCAUCGUCAUGACCUUGUGGGGCCUGAUCUCGACACUGACGGGCAUCGUUAACGACUUCAAGAGCAUGGUGGUCACGCGCUUCUUCCUGGGCUUCGUCGAGGCGGCCUUCCUCCCGGGUGCCCUGCUGAUCCUGUCAAAGUGGUACACCCGCAAGGAGCUAACCACGCGCAACGCCAUCCUCUUCUGCGGAAACCUCAUCUCCAAUGCCUUUUCGGCCUUGAUCGGCGCUGGCGUCCUGUCCAACAUGCAGGGCGUCCUCGGCCACCCCGCCUGGCGCUGGCUGUUCUGGAUCGAGGGCGCCAUCACCAUGGCCGUCGCCCUCUCUGCAGUCUUCAUCCUCCCCGACCUGCCCACCAACACGCGCGGCUUCACCGAGGAGGAGCUGAUGGUGGCUCAGAUCCGCAUGACGGAGGAUGUCGGCGAGGCGGAUACCGAUUCUGCCGAGCAGGGCGUCUUUGGCGGCCUCAUGAUGGUUGUCAAGGAUGUCAAGGUCUACGUCAUGAUGCUUACCUUUACGGCCUAUGUCGUUGGACUGUCCUUCAAUGCCUUCUUCCCUACGUUGACAGCGACGCUCAACUUUGACUAUGUCCCUACGCUGCUCAUGAGCGCCCCACCUUGGGUAUUUGCCUGCUUAUUCUCGCUCGCGAACGCAUGGCACUCUGAUCGCCACGAGGAGAAGUUCUGGCACAUUGUUGGGCCGAUCUGCGUCGGUCUUGUCGGCUUUGUGAUUAGCAUGGCGACAUCUAAUGUCGCCGCCCGAUACGUGGCGCUCUUCCUGCAGGCCAGCUCCUAUGCUGGAUUCAUCGUCUUUUACUCGUGGAUCAGCUCCUCGUUUCCCCGCCCGCCCGCAAAGCGUGCUGUUGCGCUCGCGAUGAUUAACGCGUUUAGUCAACUCGGCAACAUCGCGGGAUCGUAUGUCUGGGACCUGAAGGAAGACGGGUUCCGCAAGAGCUACGGAAUUGUGACGGCCAUGUUCGGCGUCACUAUUUUUGGCUGCUGGAUCAUCCGGAUGAUGCUUGUGAGCCUAAACAAGAAGCUCGACAAUGGCGAAGGCGUGGCCUGGACCACGCACCAGGACGUCGGCGCCCAGACAGCACGCGCCGAAGGUCGGUCAAGCAAUGAGGCCAUGAGGCUCAAGACUCAGUUUAGGUAUCUGAUCUGA
This is a messenger RNA of Lasiosphaeria miniovina, 1431 nucleotides long. RefSeq names its product major facilitator superfamily domain-containing protein. The record is from RefSeq and is a predicted model, not a curated record. Gene Ontology annotation, molecular function: transmembrane transporter activity. Gene Ontology annotation, cellular component: membrane. Gene Ontology annotation, biological process: transmembrane transport. The coding region runs from base 1 to 1431 and encodes 476 amino acids. NCBI's taxonomy places the organism in Eukaryota, Fungi, Ascomycota, Sordariomycetes, Sordariales, Lasiosphaeriaceae. The transcript is spliced from 4 exons.